UCUGGCGGAGAGGACGGCCCGCGUGAUGGCAGCUCCGUCGACGGCCGGGAAAGUGGAGGAAGGCGAGGGUGAGACGGAGGAAGGAUUCGUCCUACCAAGAGCGCCGCUGCCGGAGAUCAUCGUUUCCAAUGUCCCCGGGAGCUGGGCCUACGACACAAUGUCGCGGCGGCUGCGGGAGAAUAUCCUGAUGCGCAUCUACGACGACAACGACAUGACCAAGCCAGAGAUGGCUUCGGCGAAGGAAGCCUUGGAUGCCCUCGUCGAAGAACUCAAGACCGCGGGGGAUUCGAAGAGUCCUGACUAUCCCAGUCGGCCCCCAUCUGUCUCCCCCUCCUUUCAACUCAUCCCUGACGCUACUGCUUCUGCUGCUCACGUACAGUUGAGGCCCAUCUCCGAGGACGGGGGGCCGGAGGUAGCGGAGUGGAACAAGGUCAUGGGGCCAUUCCUGGGCAUGAGCUGGCUGGACACGCCGUGGCUCUACUCUGAGUUUUACGCCUACCGUCGGUUGGUGGAGGCGUUUUCGUUCUUCAAGACAGGCACGAACGAAGUUGCGGUCGUGUCCCCCAGCGUUGGCUUCGUUACGAAAGGAGCAGCGUCGGUUUGCUGUUGUUAUUUCAAAUCGGGGGAGCGAGGAGAAGAGAGGGGGUGAGAGUUCAACCGCUGGGGGCGAUGCACCUGGCUCUGUCAGUAUUUUCCUUUGUGGAAACGCUUGACUGGAUCCACCCUUGUGCUUGUUGCUGCUUCUUGGUGUUCGUUGUCUACAAAGACAGGCUUAUUCCUUUUUUUAUCAAUUACCUCGUCUCCCUCACCUCAUGGAAGCCAGAGCAACGAACGUCCUUGCUCACAGAAAAUUCGAAGACGCACAGCUCAAAGUGAAAGGCUCAGCAGGAUAUGCAAUACAGACAUGAAUGCCUAGACAUGUUUUACUGCUUUAUGUGCUUUUUCCUUGCGAUGUGCUCGGCAAAUCCAGUGACAAUCCAAUACUCUGGUCACACAUGAAUUAGCACGACACUACGUUGUAGACCAAACCGUGCGGUGUUUGCUUCUUUUACGUCUCAUUCUACGCAUGGCAACAAAACGGGGCACCUACCCGUACAGUGUCAGCCCGCUCAUAAGAAACACCUUUUAUUUGAGCGAGGCUCAAAGCCUAUCUUGUCUUUGUCCCCACCACUGAGUAAUAGGCUUAUAGACUAUCUGGGAUUAAUGUAGCACCAGGCGCUAUGCUCU
Molecule: messenger RNA, 1227 nt
Organism: Ectocarpus sp. CCAP 1310/34
Lineage: Eukaryota; Phaeophyceae; Ectocarpales; Ectocarpaceae
Source: the annotation of a GenBank genome assembly